This is a messenger RNA of Gadus chalcogrammus (walleye pollock), 1302 nucleotides long. Its product is annotated as trypsin. Gene Ontology annotation, molecular function: serine-type endopeptidase activity. NCBI's taxonomy places the organism in Eukaryota, Metazoa, Chordata, Actinopteri, Gadiformes, Gadidae. The record is from RefSeq and is a predicted model, not a curated record. Gene Ontology annotation, biological process: proteolysis. The coding region runs from base 111 to 851 and encodes 246 amino acids. The transcript has 6 exons.
GUUACAUUAUAUAAAGAAUGAGGUGUCUCAGUCCAACCAGUUGCAGAAGUUCUGAAGAUUGAUGAUCAUUUAGGAUAACGGUCAACCGCUAUUUAACAGGUCGAGUUAAAAUGAAAGAGGCAAUGAAAUGGACAUCGCUGCUCCUCAUCUCUCUAAUUGUAACAGAGGCAUAUUCAGCCAGGAUUAUUGGGGGCCAGGAGGUUUUGCCUUAUUCCAUAAAAUAUCAAGCAUCCCUGCAAUCUGAAACCAGGCGUCACUACUGUGGAGGGACACUGAUCCACGCAGAGUGGGUAGUGUCUGCUGCCCACUGCUGGAAGCCGAGUUCUUCGUUGACGGUGGUGCUGAGUGAACACAGUUUGAGUCAGGAAGAGGGUUAUGAGCAGGUAUUCAACGUCUCCAGGAUAUACGUCGCCAACUAUAACUAUAGGACAUUCAGCAAUGACAUCAUGCUCAUCAAGCUGAGUAGACCGGCCAGCCUCAACGCCCACGUUCAGCCCGUCAGACUUCCAAACGGCAUACAUGCCGGAAUGACCUGUACAGUGAGCGGCUGGGGGGUGACACAGACCUAUAGCAACGUUCUGUCCCCCGUGCUGCGGGCCGUGGACGUGCAGAUCAUCCCGAGAUGCUACUACUACUACUGGGGCCGCAUCACCCGUAACAUGAUCUGCGCUGGCUCCCGGUUUGGGGGCAAGGACUCCUGCCAGGGAGACUCUGGAGGUCCGCUGGUCUGCAAUGGACACCUGGAGGGAAUCGUCUCGUGGGGCAUUAGUUGUGCCAAUCCGUACUACCCGGGUGUCUAUACCAAAGUCUCGGCCUACGUCAAUUGGAUCAAUUGGGUUAUCAAUAGCUAAAGGCUGACUGGGAAGCCUGCAGGGAAUGUGAAUUCAAAGAUAGGUAUAGCAAACUCAUGCCCUUAGGCCCACUUCACUUUCGACUGUAAAGUAAUCAUAUAGUUGUGCCAUAGUCUUCGGUUUGGUCGUAUUUUGUUCAUUUAGAACAAUGAAAGGUAUAGGCGUACUUCAGGCCCAUAGUUUUAUUGAGAUUUAUACAAAACUUAGACUUCUUUUUAAUAUGAGACAUUGAAUAGUGAUUUCUGGCAAUUAACACACUUUUUCUGAAUGUUUGCUUUUCUUAACAGAAUAUACUCCCUUUUAAGUUCCAUCACAAAACCUUAGCAAAAUGGUCAUUGUGUUUUCAGCUGUUAACUCAAAUGCUAAAAUGUGUCAUAAGCGCCUAAUACAUCUGGUAGGUUUUUUGGACUAUGUCUGUCAGUAUGAACACAUAUAAACCAAUAAAGUGAUA